AUGCCCGGCCCCCGCUCCACCUCCCACAUAAAACAAUACACCCCCACCCAAUUCUCCGCCGCCAUCGCCGCCGUCUCUUCCGGGAGUCUGUCCAUCCGCAAAGCCGCCCAAGCGCACUCCAUCCCCUUUUCCACUUUGCAGCGCCACUUCCAGGGGACUCCACAAGCCAAGCGUUCUUACGAGGCGUCCUCGCGGGAGAUGCAAAAGCUUACGCCCGAGCAAGAGGAGAAUAUCGCCAUGUGGGUGCUUGCGCAGGAGAAUUUGGGGUUGCCGGUGAAGAUGGAGGAUAUUCGACGGUUUGCUGAUCGGGUUUUGGAGGUGGGGUUGAAAGAGGGACAGGCGCAGGGGCAGGGGAUGAUUCAGAAGAGGGGGGCAGGGGGAAGUGGGGGUGGGAGGAGGAAAGUGGUUGGGAAGGAUGGAAAAGAAGGGAAGGAUGGCAAGGAUGGUAAGGAUGCUAAGGAUGGCAAGGAUGGUAAAGAAGGAGAGGGACAAGGGGAGGAGGGUAAGGAAGCGCAGGAAGAAAGAUCAACAACCACCUCCACCGUAACGGUAGGAAAACACUGGGGACCCAAGUUCAUGCAACGCCAUCCGCAGCUCAAAGCAGCGAGAGAAGCAAGGAGGAAGGAGUUGAAGAAGGGGUUGAGGGGGAAGCAGGCUGCUGCUACUACCACCACUACUACCACUACUGCUGCCGCUGUCGUCAACACCCCCACGCCAGCCGCCGCCGCUACGAACGGUCAUCAAAUUGGACUGCCGCAGACUCCCACUCCUGCUGUUAGUGGUGGUGGUCAAAGACAACGGAACGGUCCUCAGAAGAAGAACAACGGCCAGCUACAGAUACAGCAACAGCAACAGGAUGACGAAGAUGUCGAUCCAGAACUGAUGGACCAAGAUCAAGAUCAAACUGUCGUCAUGGAAGAGGUCGGCCAAGAUGAUGAGGAUAUGGAGGACGACGACGACAACGAAGAAGACCAAAAUGAUACUGUCCACGUCAAGGACGAACUUGAAGAAGAAGAGUACUACGAAGACGAGCAAACGCCUGAUCAGCAGCUGUUGAUGGAUUCGCAGCGGUAUUCGAGGUUCGCGACGACCAACGGAAGUCAUUAG
Neurospora tetrasperma FGSC 2508 is the source of this 1107-nucleotide messenger RNA. RefSeq lists its product as uncharacterized. Gene Ontology annotation, molecular function: DNA binding. Lineage: Eukaryota; Fungi; Ascomycota; Sordariomycetes; Sordariales; Sordariaceae. The coding region runs from base 1 to 1107 and encodes 368 amino acids. The record is from RefSeq and is a predicted model, not a curated record. The transcript has a single exon.